Molecule: messenger RNA, 1089 nt
Organism: Lentinula edodes (shiitake mushroom)
Lineage: Eukaryota; Fungi; Basidiomycota; Agaricomycetes; Agaricales; Omphalotaceae
Exons: 1
Coding region: 1-1089 (362 amino acids)
Source: RefSeq, a predicted model, not a curated record
AUGUCUUCGUCGUUCAUCUCGAAAUCCCCUGGGCCAUCGUGUAUUUGUCAUUCGUCCAGAGGUUCAAAACCUCCACAACUAGAACUCAACCUUGGUUCCAUCAGUCCUCUGCGUAUAUUAUCCGGAUACGCGUUCAAGGACUUUGAGAAUCAUUGUGAGCACGACAUGGCGCCCUCAGAUGAAUCCGAAUCUCUGUCGUCGUUCGAAACUUCGUCUUCUACCUGUUCAUCUCCUAGCCUAAAUGGCUCUUCAGAACAUUUAACAAUUACCCUCCAGUCUCUGGUAGACGGAGGGGAUGACGAGGCAGGCUGCCGGAAAGACACAAGACCUCUGCCGCCUGUUCCCACUUCUGCUUCUACACUUUGCCCUACACCAGCUAUUUCUCCCAGAACGCGACCGCUCCCUCCUACUCCGCAUUUGAAGACAGAAGAUGUGGCGAUUUCCGUAACCCUUGCAACGCCCUUGUCUUCACCCAUUCCUCCCACCAGUUCACCUAACCAUCUUUCUCCACCGAGAGUACGACGUCUACCCACUCCUUUCAUAUCACCUUCUAUCCCACGACAGCCUUCCUGUGACACACUUUCAACCUCUGACUGUCACUGUUUGACCGCAGAUAGCCCUCCGAGCCCCACUUUGACAAUUGAAGGUCUAUCCCCUGAAGCUGUCAUACAUCGUCGUCUGUCCAAAUUAAGACGUUAUCUGGGUGAAACAAUACCCCAUGACUUGGUCCCGGUUAUUUCCUCUGCGCGCGAUCCACGAGCUGCGAAAGACUUGCUUGUGCGUUUGAGCAGUUUCUCGGGAUCAGAAAACACCAUCCAUGAACCAGCACUAGAUCCUGUCGUGAUCUCACAAAAAUUGAAAGAAUUGGAGGCUGAUGAAUCUUUGUCUGACGACGAAGACGAGGAUAUCGUGUUCGUCGAAGCAGAGUCCCCUGUGGAGGGAUCAGAAUCUUGGUCUGCUGGAGGCGAUAUUUCUUUCCGGGCCGCCCCUUUGCAUCGAUAUAGCAAAAAAUGGGUCUGGGAGAAGAAAGGACGCCGACGUGAGGAGCAAGAUUAUGCGUAUAUCCUGCGCGCGCUUCGAUCGCUUUGA